Molecule: messenger RNA, 5663 nt
Organism: Sycon ciliatum
Lineage: Eukaryota; Metazoa; Porifera; Calcarea; Leucosolenida; Sycettidae
Exons: 27
Coding region: 175-5157 (1660 amino acids)
Cellular component (GO): cytoplasmic vesicle
Molecular function (GO): protein binding
Source: RefSeq, a predicted model, not a curated record
GUCUCGAAUGUCCCGGCGGCACAACGAUCAGUCUGUUAUGUUUACAUGUGUGUGUAUCCGGGUGCUGUCCGUGGCGGACGAUUUGCAGCUGGUCACUUGGUCUUUUCAGUGAUUGCUCUCGGCCGCCGGGACACCUAUGAAAGAUAGCAGAGAACAGGGGCAGUGAGCGGCAGGAUGGGAGACGAAAACGCAGAUUUGACUAAGCCGCCGCCGCAUUUGGAGGGUGUUCUGCUGAAGCAAGAUCCCCGGGGUCUUAGGAGAGGCUGGAAAAGUCGCUAUUUCGUGGUGAGAAAGGACAACAUCUUCUACUACAAGUCGAGGGAAGAGUCGGUCAGCAAUCACAAGUACACCGGUGUUAUCAAGCUACCUGAGGUUGAAGAGAUCAAUGAGACAACAUUCAGCAAGGUGCCUAAGCAGUCCUACGUCAACUGUGGGUUCACACUGACCGUAAUUGGCCAAGACCGCGUCUACAGUCUACUGGCAGAGGACAAAGCUGAUUGCGACCACUGGGUGCGAGGUCUGAAGUACGUCAAGCGCUACUGGAAGGCGCAGGACAUUUACCGCACGACCGUGCUCAACGAUGACGAGAUAACACGCAGGAUGAUUGCGGACGAGGAUGAGGAAGACUACAUCGACAGCAAGUUCACUGUGUAUGGUGAAGGGGGAGACUCCACAGCUUCACCGAAGACUAGACGACAGAGCCAAACUCGACCGCGUUCAAAGUCUGACACGCGCCGCGUCAUGGUUCACCUGACCGGCGGCGAGACGAAGCGCGUUGCUCUGGCCAUGGACAGCACGGUGGAGAACCUACUGGGUCUUCUCUCAUCAUCUCUCAUGUCGACCAACUGCAAUGUUUGGCAAGUGAACAAGGAGGGAGUUGUGCGACGCCUGGCCAAGACGGAAGCGAUUGCACCUCUAAAGCCCUACACUGACCGUUUCUUCUGCUUGAACAGCCAGUGCAGGCCUCUGGUGGUGCACUUCGAUAGAGACGAAGGCUUUGUGGCAACGGACGUACCGGACACCAUCACUGCGUUUCAGGUGGUUGAGUUGAAGUGCAUGACGGACAAGCUGGCACAACUCGGUGUUUACAGCGCUGGCCUGUUCUUGCGCGAUUCGUCCGCGAAAGAUGUGCUAUUUGCCAACGAGGAUAUGCCAUGCAAGCUACUAUAUGACGAGGGUGCCGACGGCAAGCCGUUCUGGAAGACGAGUCUAGGACACCUGGUCAUGCACAAUAAGAGACAGUUUGAUUCACCGAGCCUGCGCCCAUCACAGAAGCCAAUACACAUAGCCGUCAAUGAAAGGAAGAAAAGGGAAGAGGAUGCUUCCAUGGAAGAAAAACAGCGCGAGCUCUUGAAAAAGAUAGAUCAGGACCGGCAGAUUAAGUUGCAGCGGGACGAGAGACGCAAGGCGGACGAGUUUCAGGCAUCCCAGGCGGCUAGAGAGGCAGAGGGAGAGACAGACGGAUCAGGCGAGUGGUUCCCCCGUGAGGAAGUGUCCCAAAGGCGGCUGUCCCGGCGCAAACAGAAAUCAAAAAAGGAGAGGGACCCGGAGGACACGCCGUUUGAAAUCGUAAACGACUUCUAUAGUGGCGAUGCGGACGCAUGCGAUGACCUCACGGUGACGGAGGCUAGUCUGAUGUCCCCUCCAAGUGAGGGAAGUGAGGAUAGUAGCUACGCAUCGAGUCAGCCCAGCAGAGGAUCGACUACAACAGACCAUGCGCAACUGACGGCCGACUCUGUGCGGUCCUCAAUCACCUCAGCCGACAGUGCCAGGGACUCCUCGGCAUUGUCGUCCUCGCCGGAGAGCCACGCGGAGGAAGACAGCGGUAGCGUCAGCCAAGCUGCAGCGCAAGACAUGCCAGUGUCUGCAACAAGUGCUGAGGAGCCGUCACCAGCCGCUAGCGGAGCUAGUCCAUCACUACGGCGCGUGCUUGAAUCGCCAGACUCGGCCGCCAUUGUGUCCAGUGCGGGAAGAUCGGCGGUGCGCAAUCGUGGAUCCCUCAGUGGCAACAGCGGCGGCAGUGGCAGUGCAGCCCGAAGUACUCGCGUCCGUUUCAGCCUGGACCUAGUGGAGGCCACCGACAUACCAUCAGACGCGGACGUGAAGGCACACGGAAGCUGCGAUGAAGAUGACGAGGAGAGGGGCGAGGCACACGAUCAUGAUACUGACGACGAUGAUAAUCGCAGCGACAUGACAACUCCAAGUAGUGUUAGUAGCAUGUCGACUACGGACGAGUCGGAGCAGCAGGCGGAGAGCGACUCGGACAGUGAUACGGACGAUGAGUGGCAUCGCAUGCAAGACGACGAACUAAACGAUCUCGUUACGAAGCCGCUGGAUCUGAAUCACCGCCAGGCACUCAAGGGCGUCUUGUCGCGCGGAAGGAACCUGAACGCGAGUCGCCGUAACAAAGACAGCCGCCGCAGCUUUGGCGACUUUGACGAGAAGCACUUGCACCGGCAGGAGAUGGAGGCACGGAAGAACAAACCUCCCAGCGAUGACACGUGGCAGGUUGUGGACUCAUUCGAUAAACAAGCCGCAGCCGAGGCAGCACGUCGAUCAGUUCGCCGGCACACUCUUCUCCAAAGCGAGGCGCCCACACCGGCCCAGGCAGCCGGAGCAGCAGUGGGACAACCUGCCCCGUCGUCGUCAACAGCAGCAUCAGCAUCAUCUCUUACUGGAUCCACUGUCCAGCGAUCCAACGCAGACAAACAAGCAGCUGGAAGUGAUGAAAAGAAGUGGUCACGCAACCGUUCUGUGCGUGUCGACAAGCGAAGAUCCCCGUCCAUGAACGACUCUCAGGUUCAAAGCACAUCUCCGUCGCAGGAGCCGGAAGUAGACGAGGAAACAAAGCGAAAAAUUGAUGAAGACCAGCUGAUCAAGGAGUCUCGGAGUUCUGGGUUUGGCGAGCGGCCGAUGCUGACGCUGAACGGCGUACACGAGCAUAACCAAGAGAUGGAACGGGUGAGCGCUCUCCUCGACCGACAACAGCAGGUGGACAAGGAGCACAGCGACAAGGAGAGGCGGCUUGGCUCCGUCGAUCCCGACCAGCAAAUCGAAUCUCUCCAAGCCAAGCUGGAAGCUCUGCAGAAGGGCAAGGCUGCACAAGGUCCCAGUAAGGCUCAUCGCCCUCUGCCCGUCGACAUCAGCCGUCUCCUGCCGGCCACUCUCAGCACGGACGGUGGUGCCACGGCAACGGGCGGCAGUGGCAGUGCAUCGGUGACCACGGGCCGAGCGUUGCCCAUCACCAACCCGGCGCGCCUGAAGAGCGUUCUCAUGCAGUCCAAGCAGAGCAAGGACGCGUCGCACAAGAGCUACAGUCGAAUGAUGGAUUUCAUCUCGCUGUCUGGAACUCUGUUGCGCAACACCGGUGGCAAGUGGCACCUGGAGACCGGCUCGAGUUAUCACAGUGAAAUGAAUGAGGAUACAGAAGACCACGUAGAAGUCUUCAAGAUCCCCGGCGGCAUCAGAGCGGCGUACAACCACACACAGAAGUGCUGGUGUGUGCGUCCAACGGCAACCACUACUAGCAGCGCUGGCCAGGGACCGCCGGUAGUUGCACAGCCGGUGCCGAUAGUGGCAAUGCCCGUCAGCAGCGACUCCAGCCUGUCAGCGACACCAGUGGAGGCCAUCCCGGUCGGCAAAACACGCUCGGACAGCGCUGGCGUUGUGAAGGCGUUUGGGCCAGCGCCGGUGUUCGGAAAAUCAACCGGCAGCGGUCCGCCGGUGACGGCUCAGCCGGUCGCCAUGCCAACCAAAGCCGCUCAGACCACCGUGGAAGCAAGGCGACACACCGCUGCUACGCCAAGUAAUGAGACUACAGUCAACACAUAUGCAAUGAAAGAGAGACUGGUCAAGGGUGCGCUGGGCUCGACAGAGCAAUUGCUGGCACACUUCAGCAGCACCCGGGAAGCGGACAAAAAGCACAUUCUUGGAGACGAUGGGCGCACACCGAGUAUUGGGCACUUUGUACGCGGCACGUUCUGCACAUCGAUAGCCUCUGUCAUGUCCAACGGUCUCCGGCCGACCAGACUUGGCGGCUUCAUUGUGAAUUCGCUGUGGGAUGUGGUGGUGGCUGCCUCCAACGCUGGCUCUAGUCUUGUGUCGCAGCCGGCUCAGGAUGCCGUCGAGGACAUUAAGGCACACCCGGCUAUGAUUGACAGCAACAUGAAGUACAGGACAUUCCUCUGCCUGGCUCUCACGCAUUCCUUCCUGGAGCCAUGGCUGGACCAUUUGCGGCAGCAAGAUGAUGUUCUACGCAAGUACUACUUUGCUGAUUCGUUCCUGUCGCUAGCCAGAGGCCAGUGUGCUGGACUCUACGACACACUUCUCCUCACCAUCCAGCCACUUGCCGAGCUGCCGUUCAAGCUGCACAUCGCGUUCGAGGCUCAGCACCUGCACGCUGCCAACGAGGCGAAGCGGCAAGAAAACCGUCAGAAGCAGGAAGAGCAGCACCGCCAGCCGCACACUACCACCACCACCACCACCGCUGCCACAUUGGACGUGCCAGACGGAGGCAAGGAUUCCUCCGGCAGUCCGCGUCAGUCCUCUUCCCCGGUUCCCUUCACGGCCACUGCCUUUGUGAACGGUGGCAGCAUUGGCAAGCGCGGUGCCUCGCCAUCGGUUGCAGCGACAUCCUCCAUGAACGGUUCAAUGGAGGCACCGCCAAGCUCGUCUGCAGAAUCCAAUCACGUGGAUGGCACCAGCUCCGCACCUGCGUCGAGCUUCUCCAACAAGAUGCUGAGCCGCUUCAAGCAAGCCGUGGCCAGCAUUCAAACCAGCGAAUACGAAGCUGGUGCCGAAAACGACUGGGCGGACUCGGCCAAUGAUCACGAUGAGUCUAGUGCGGUGACGUUGGAUUCUCUGAAGCAACGUUUCACAGCAGUCCGGGAGAAGUCCAAGCAGGCCAUUGUUGGCCUGAAGAUGAAGCUGUCGGAGCCUGAAGAACAUGCUCAGAUGGAUAACGAACAACCAGCAGCAGAGGCAUGGAUUGUCGAGGCACUAUACACAAACAUGACGGAUGCAACGGACGAGCUGGAGUUCGACGCCGGUGCCCGGCUGGAGGUCAUCGAGCAGGUGAAUGAUGACUGGCUGGUCUGCAGGCUGGGCGAUCGCGAGGGUCUGGUGGCGACGAACUACGUCACCGACGUCCCAGGCUGAUCGUGUGUUUCUGUUCGAACGCUAGCUGAAGUUGAUAAGAUGUAGGCUUGCGUGUCACUUUGCCAUACUGCUAUUCGGCCUGCUGACCUUAUGUAGGCUUGCAUGUCAUUGUCCCAUAUACUGCUGUUCCUGCUGACCUUUUCUGCCAGAUAACUAUUUGAUACAAUUACAGAGACUGCCUGUACACAAUCACUAGUUGCAAAGUAUUUAUAGGAAAGGAGACUAAGAGUGCACUAAGCAAUUGCAUAUACAUGUACACUCAGCUGAACACGAGGUGAUGCGAUAACACCUCCCAACCUUCCAUUCAAUACCAAUUCCGAUAACCUCUUCUAUGACACAUUUUCGACAGGAAGGAUUUCAUCAAAGCAUACUAUUUUAAUCUUCAUGCUGCCUUUCACAGCAGUUUUUUUGGUCAAAUUUUACUUCCAAGCAGAGUUUCAAGUUUUAAAAUUUCCAUUUUCAAAAAUUGGUCUUUUUACACAGCCAUCUAAUUAUCACUUUAAAAA